This is a messenger RNA of Didymosphaeria variabile, 2637 nucleotides long. It is a transcript of the gene SCH9, whose product is annotated as Serine/threonine-protein kinase. Gene Ontology annotation, molecular function: ATP binding; protein serine/threonine kinase activity. NCBI's taxonomy places the organism in Eukaryota, Fungi, Ascomycota, Dothideomycetes, Pleosporales, Didymosphaeriaceae. The record is from RefSeq and is a predicted model, not a curated record. Gene Ontology annotation, biological process: protein phosphorylation. Bases 1 to 2637 code for a protein of 878 amino acids. The transcript is spliced from 4 exons.
AUGACGCGUGAACGCCGUGAGCCCGCAACCCAGCACAGCCAGCGCAGCUCGCCGCUCUCCACGUCGCCGCCCAUCACAAUAUCCACCGCCUCCUUCGCAGCAAUCCCGCCAUCGUCCAGCGGUGCCGAUGGGAAUGCACCUACUCGUCCAGCUCUAGUCUCACGUGCAACUGGCAUCCCCGUACCGCCUUCACCCACCCGCCCACGACCCCGCCGCCGCUCGGUGCACAACUCCAAGUCUGCCUCCGCCGUCCCGACCCUCUCCAGCUUCGCCAUCCCUCGCGCCCUCCCCACGUACUGGUUGCCGACCAUGACCUCGACCGGCGGCACAAACUCCCAGACGGCUGCCGAUCUGCUGCGGCAGGUUGCGAUGCAGAGGAUGAGCAAUGACGACGACCAUGACCAGAUAGGCUCCAACAGCUCCACGCCACCGGGCGCCUCGACCCCGCGUCCCGAUCCGACCGAUAAGCGACUGCCAGGUAUCCUGCACAGUUACUUUGGCCAGGUUCGUGAUUCUUUGAUACCCCGUCGGAAGUCUUCUGCGGUCAACCCCUCCCCCGCAUCUGCACCUCAAACCGAAGAGCCGUCAUCGAAAGAGAAGGAUUCCGAUGCUAGCCGUCUGCGUUCGAACACACUGCCCAGCCCCACGCCCAGUGCUUCUUCUACUUCCCGACAUCCCUCAACCUCUCAGUUGAACGAUGGAGAAACGGAGAAGCUAACAGAAGGCGCUUAUGCGCCGCUGCAUAACCAGGCCACGCCUCCUCAGACACCCCGCACACGCUCGCAGGAAGGCAAGCGGCCUACCUCGAGUCUGUCUCAGACCACGCUCGCGUCAAACGCAAAGGCGAAGGAGAAGGAGAAGGAGAAGGAGAAAGAGAGCCGAGAGCGAGGACCCGGUGAUGUUGGCCCACCGAAGGGCAAGCUGUCCCUUGCCAUCUCAGAAGGAAGGGAUCUUCGACCCAGCGUCGACCCGUAUGUUGUGUGUCAGUUCCAAUGGGCUGAAUACAUCUCGGAUGGUCCGCGGAACGAUGCAGCCAAAGACAAGCGGCACCCGCUCGCUAUUCAGCGAACUGACAGUGAGACUGGGAAGCCAAUGGCGAUCCCAAUGCGAAGUCGGCAGAGCAGCAACAACGGCACCAGCUCAGACCCACGUGAGAAUGGCUCAUUGAAGGACGUCACUAACCCAAAGUGGGAGCACGAGGCGAUCUUCGAUGUCGUUGGGGACCACUCGGAAAUUGACAUUUCCGUGUACGACCGCAGUAAUGGCGAGGCCUUCCUUGGCCAUGUCCGCUUUUGUCCCAACUUAGUAGAAUACGAAAAGCCUUACGAUGGAUGGUUUACUCUUGAACCGCGAGACGGCGAGGAAGACUACGUAUCCGGAGAGAUCCAUCUUCGAAUCAAUUUCCAGAAGACUGACAAGAAGCACUACGGUCCCGAGGAUUUUGAAAUCUUGAAGCUCAUCGGGAAGGGUACGUUCGGCCAGGUCUUCCAAGUACGCAAGCGGGACACUCGACGGAUAUACGCCAUGAAGGUGCUUUCCAAGAAGGUCAUCGUGCAGAAGAAAGAGGUGGCUCAUACGCUUGGCGAACGCAACAUCUUGGUACGAACAGCAAUGGCCGACUCUCCAUUCAUCGUUGGCUUGAAGUUUUCUUUCCAGACCCCUUCCGACCUUUACUUGGUAACAGACUACAUGUCUGGCGGUGAGCUCUUCUGGCAUCUUCAGCGUGAAGGUCGUUUCCAGGAAGGCCGUGCCAAGUUUUACAUCGCCGAGCUCAUCCUCGCUCUGCAGCAUUUGCACGAGCACAACAUUGUUUAUCGCGAUCUGAAGCCAGAAAACAUCCUUUUGGACGCCAAGGGCCACAUUGCGCUUUGUGACUUCGGUCUUUCAAAGGCAAACUUGACUGAGAAUGCCACCACGAACACGUUCUGCGGUACUACCGAAUACCUGGCGCCCGAGGUGCUUCUCGACGAACAUGGCUACACCAAGAUGGUGGACUUCUGGUCUCUAGGUGUGCUUGUCUUCGAGAUGUGCUGCGGUUGGAGUCCAUUUUACGCGGAAGACACCCAGCAAAUGUACAAGAACAUCGCAUUCGGAAAAGUACGAUUCCCACGAGACGCCCUCAGCACCGAGGGACGUAACUUUGUGAAGGGCCUACUCAACCGAAACCCGAAGCACAGACUUGGUGCCACGCGCGAUGCUGAGGAGUUGAAGGCACACCCUUUCUUUGCGGACAUCGAUUGGGAUGCUUUGUCCAAGAAGAAUGUCGUACCGCCAUUCAAGCCUAAGUUGAAGUCAGAGCUGGACGUCUCGAACUUCGAUCCUGAGUUCACGAACGCACUGAACGGAAACGGAUCUCUGAACGCGCGUGCGGCUGCCUUGGCCUCGGGUGUCAACCCUGCAUCGACGCCGCUGUCGCCGACAAUGCAAGCCAACUUUGCAGGCUUCACAUUCGUCGACGAAAGCACCAUGGAUCAACAAUUCGCCCACAAGCACCGGGAGCACGAGCCUGAGCGUAUGGACGAAGACGACAAGGAUGACAUCAACUGGGACAAGCCCGCAGGACGGGGCGACCGCAUGAGCGGCGUCAUCCCUAGUAACGAUCACGACAUAUUCCAUCACGGAAACUUCGACGUCUAA